AUGCACUCCCUGUGGACCCGCAAAACACGAACCUGGGGCUACGAAGUCAUUCGAGGGAUAGAUGAAGAUGAUCCCUGGCGCGUCAUUCGGGCUUUCAGGCGCCCGACUGGGCUGGCUUUCGUCGACCUAAACACUCAGGUGGAGAUUGACUAUGGAGGCUAUGCAUGGACCCAGUGGAUGCACCGACACUUUGGAGACACCGCCCUCCAUAUUGCUCUCAAGUGGAAACGGUAUCGAGCGGUCAAAGCGAUACUGUCGCUACGCCCGAACUGGACAAUCCCAAACGAGGCUGGCGUCACCGCAGAACAGCUCGUUCUCCGGCUGUACGGCAAGAGCAUGGCGAGAUUUAAGGACGAGCAGGAACGCGAGUACGAGAACGACGCGAUGCGAGCGGAAGAAGAAGCUAUGAGAAACCUCAUGGCCGCCGAACAAGCGGCGCGAGACAAGGCCCGCCUGGACUUCCUCGAAGCGCAACACGCCGCACGUACCAUCGGCAUCGACCACGAAGCAGCCAUCCUACUCGAGCACGGCCGAGUAGUUAUCACAGACGGGGGCAAGUCCAACGGGAACAACCACCGCCACCACCCACACGAUGCCGCAGACAACACCGACCCGAGCUCACAGAGCGACACCAGCCGCGCCGCCGAUUCCAGCGGCUGGGUGAAGCACGUCUGCCGAGAGCUGCGGCGAAAUCGCUUCGCCGCGCACCUGGGAGAGAUGCGUCGAAACGUCGUGCCGGCUCGCGCCCCUCCACGCGUCCCCGCCGCCGCUGGAGUCCCACCCCUUUCGCCGACGACAACGGCAGCAUCAGCAUCAGGCUAG
Molecule: messenger RNA, 822 nt
Organism: Ectocarpus siliculosus
Lineage: Eukaryota; Phaeophyceae; Ectocarpales; Ectocarpaceae
Source: the annotation of a GenBank genome assembly